GCACUAUCACCAGUGACUAGGGGGGUGUCACCGUACACCCAUCAUCCAAAGGAAAAACAAAAUCACACACACCACCGUAACUCAGCAAGCAGCGGACACUGUCACGGUUGAGCGUCAAUAGCAAGUGUUGCUCUCAGUGUACUGGUGUUUGUGUGGCUAUUUAUACCGCCCCACGUGGGGAGAAUAUUAUUUACUGUCUCUGGUACCUGAUUAUCUAGCGUUCUUGAAGAUAUAUUGAAGUUGGACAAGUGUUUUGGGAAGUGAUAGUGAAUUAUAUGCUGCUGUUGCCUCGUGCGUUUUUGUAAGGGCUAGUGAGGAGGAGGUGGGUAGUGAGGGACAGUAAACACAGGGAAGUGCAGAAGGAGGCAGAGAGAAGUAACCGGAGGCAUUAACAGAAGGUAGGAAAUCACAAGAGCCUACAGGAGGCAGUAGCAACAAGCAGGAGGAAGUAGGAGGUAGUAGGAGGAAGCACCACGCUGCAGCAGCAGCAGAAGCCAGGAAGAAGCAACAGAAGCCAGUAGGAGACAGCAUUUGGAGGCAGGAGACUGCAGGAAGCAGCAGGAGGAAGCAGGGUAGUGUAGGAAGCAAGAGUAGGCAAGGGAGUGCAGAAGGCAGGGGGAGGAGGAGGCAGGGCAGUGUAGGAGGCAGGAGGAGGAGGAGGCAGUGCAGGAGGCAGGAGGAGGAGGAGGCAGUGCAGGAGGCAGGAGGAGGAGGAGGCAGUGCAGGAGGCAGGAGGAGGAGGAGGAGGAGGAGGAGGCAGGACAGUGCAUGAAUUAGCAGUAGGUGUUCAAGGAAAUCUUCAGUAAGCCAGCAAGAUGAUCAAGGACAGACUGGAGUCGCUGAAGGCGGCUCGGGGUGAGGAUGACGGUGUUGGUCCGCAAGUGGGCGGUGAGGUUACACUGGAGAUGGAACGAGAGGACCUGGGUGACAUGGAUGCCUUCUUCAAGGAGGUGGAGAUGAUCCGGGAAAUGAUAGAGAAAAUCAACACCAACGUUGAUAGUGUCAGGCAGCAACACAGUGUGAUCCUCUCCUCAUCUCAACCAGAUGAAGAGGUGAAACAGAAACUGGACGACCUCAUGGCAGACAUUAAAGUUACAAGCGUCAAAAUUAGAAGCAAACUAAAAGGUUUGGAACAGAUGAUCGGAGGGACAGAUAGCCGUGCAAACAAUGCCAGUCAGAGGAUGAAGCGUAGCCAGCAUUCCACCCUCACCCGUCUCUUCUGCGAGGCCAUGUCUCGCUACAAUACCAUCCAGUCAGAGUAUCGAGACCGCUGUAAGAACAGGAUACAGCGGCAGCUUGAGAUCACUGGGUGCAAGAAAACAGACGAGGAGCUGGAGGAGAUGUUGGAGACGGGCAAUGUUGAGGUCUUCACACAAGGGAUCAUCAUGGAGACACAGCAGGCAAGGCAGAGACUGGCAGACAUCGAAGCCAGACAUGCAGACAUAGUGAAACUGGAGACAUCUAUCAGACUGCAUGAUUUGUUCAUGGAGAUGGCUAUCCUAGUGGAGUCUCAGGGCAUCCAAAUUGACAGUAUUGAGAAACACGUUCAAAAGGCCGACAAUUACGUGGAGGCAGCAACAAAAAACAUAAAGAAAGCCAAGAAAAUUGAAAGAAAAGUGCGGAAGAAAAAAAUUAUGAUUAUCAUAUGUGUGAUAAUUCUGCUGUGUGUACUGAUACUCAUCCUGGCACUGACGCUGUCAUAACACUAGAGGGAGUCUGGCGGUACUGGCACUCAUCCUGGCACUGUCGCUGUCAUAACACUAGAGGGAGUCUGGCGGUACUGGCACUCAUCCUGGCACUGUCGUUGUCAUAACACAAGAGGGAGUCUGGCGGUACUGGCACUCAUCCUGGCACUGUCGCUGUCAUAACACAAGAGGGAGUCUGGCGGUACUGGCACUCAUCCUGGCACUGUCGUUGUCAUAACACAAGAGGGAGUCUGGCGGUACUGGCACUCAUCCUGGCACUGUCGCUGUCAUAACACUAGAGGGAGUCUGGCGGUACUGGCACUCACCCUGGCACUGUCGUUGUCAUAACACAAGAGGGAGUCUGGCGGUACUGGCACUCAUCCUGGCACUGUCGCUGUCAUAACACAAGAGGGAGUCUGGCGGUACUGGCACUCACCCUGGCACUGUCGUUGUCAUAACACAAGAGGGAGUCUGGCGGUACUGGCACUCACCCUGGCACUGUCGUUGUCAUAACACAAGAGGGAGUCUGGCGGUACUGGCACUCACCCUGGCACUGUCGUUGUCAUAACACAAGAGGGAGUCUGGCGGUACUGGCACUCAUCCUGGCACUGACGCUGUCAUAACACAAGAGGAAGUCUGGCGGUACUGGCACUCAUCCUGGCACUGUCGCUGUCAUAACACAAGAGGAAGUCUGGCGGUACUGGCACUCAUCCUGGCACUGUCGCUGUCAUAACACAAGAGGGAGUCUGGCGGUACUGGCACUCAUCCUGGCACUGUCGCUGUCAUAACACAAGAGGGAGUCUGGCGGUACUGGCACUCAUCCUGGCACUGUCGCUGUCAUAACACAAGAAGGAGUCUGGCGGUACUGGCACUCAUCCUGGCACUGUCGUUGUCAUAACACAAGAGGAAGUCUGGCGGUACUGGCACUCAUCCUGGCACUGUCGCUGUCAUAACACAAGAAGGAGUCUGGCGGUACUGGCACUCAUCCUGGCACUGUCGUUGUCAUAACACUAGAGGGAGUCUGGCGGUACUGGCACUCAUCCUGGCACUGUCGUUGUCAUAACACUAGAGGGAGUCUGGCGGUACUGGCACUCAUCCUGGCACUGUCGUUGUCAUAACGCAAGAGGGAGUCUGGCGGUACUGGCACUCACCCUGGCACUGUCGUUGUCAUAACACUAGAGGGAGUCUGGCGGUACUGGCACUCAUCCUGGCACUGUCGUUGUCAUAACACAAGAGGGAGUCUGGCGGUACUGGCACUCAUCCUGGCACUGUCGUUGUCAUAACACAAGAGGGAGUCUGGCGGUACUGGCACUCAUCCUGGCACUGUCGUUGUCAUAACACAAGAGGGAGUCUGGCGGUACUGCACUCAUCCUGGCACUGUCGUUGUCAUAACACAAGAGGGAGUCUGGCGGUACUGGCACUCAUCCUGGCACUGUCGUUGUCAUAACACUAGAGGGAGUCUGGCGGUACUGGCACUCAUCCUGGCACUGUCGUUGUCAUAACACAAGAGGGAGUCUGGCGGUACUGGCACUCAUCCUGGCACUGUCGUUGUCAUAACACUAGAGGGAGUCUGGCGGUACUGGCACUCAUCCUGGCACUGUCGUUGUCAUAACACUAGAGGGAGUCUGGCGGUACCGGCACUCAUCCUGGCACUGUCGUUGUCAUAACACUAGAGGGAGUCUGGCGGUACCGGCACUCAUCCUGGCACUGUCGUUGUCAUAACACUAGAGGGAGUCUGGCGGUACUGGCACUCAUCCUGGCACUGUCGUUGUCAUAACACUAGAGGGAGUCUGGCGGUACUGGCACUCAUCCUGGCACUGUCGUUGUCAUAACACUAGAGGGAAUGUGGUGGUGCUCGCCGCCAACCUAAUAGUUUGAUUAUUAUUAUUAUUAUUAUUAUUAUUAUUAUUAUUAUUAUUAUUAUUAUUAUUAUUAUUAUUAUUAUUAUUAUUAUUAUAUUAAUAUAAUUUCCAUGUUUUAAAUUAUAUUAUUCUUAAUUCUUCUCCACCAUCAUCUUAUGGAAGCGCUAAACACUUUAGGGUCAAGCAGUGCUUUUGGAGUAUAACACCAUCUGAUUUGAUCCGAGGAAGAGGAAGGUAGCUAUUAUCCCAUGGAUCAAGAGCCCGCCACAAGGACUCAACUUCCAAGAAUUGUAAAAAAAAUGUAAAUACAUAAUGAAUAAAAUAAAAUAAUGAUAAUUUAGGGUCAUUAUAAUGUGUAAAUUAUGAGCUUCAGGCUGUAAAUUAUGAGCAAAAAUGUAAAUAAUGAAGAUGAUUGUUAUUUUUUGGUAAUAUUAUUAAUUAUUAUUAUUAUUAUUAGUAGUAGUAGUAGUAAUUGUAGUAUUAUUAUUAGUAUUAUACUCACCCACAGAUCUUUUUCCUUGAGUGAGGUUUGCAGUCUUUGGCCAUCUAAACUAUAUUGUGUCUGCGGUCUUCUUUGCCCUUCCCCAAUCUUCAUGACUUUGCAUUUGGCAGGGUUAAACUCAAGGAGCCAGUUGCUGGACCAGGCUUGUAGCCUGUCCAGGUCUCUUUGUAGUCCUGCCUGAUCCUCGUCCGAUUUGAUUCUUCUCAUUAACUUCACAUCAUCUGCAAACAAGGACACUUCUGAGUCUAUCCCUUCCGUUAUGUCGUUCACAUAUACCAAGAACAGCACAGGUCCUAGGACUGACCCCUGUGGAACCCCGCUUGUCACAGGCGCCCACUCUGACACCUCGUCACGUACCAUGACUCGUUGUUGCCUCCCUGUCAGGUAUUCUCUGAUCCAUUGCAGUGCCUUUCCUGUUAUGUGUGCCUGAUCCUCUAGCUUUUGCAGUAACCUCUUGUGAUUAACUGUGUCGAAGGCCUUCUUGCAGUCCAAAAAAAUGCAGUCGAUCCACCCCUCGCUCUCUCUCUCUUGUCUUACUUCUGUCACCUUGUCAUAAAACUCUAGUAGGUUUGUGACACAGGAUUUUCCUUCCCUGAAACCGUGCUGGUUGUCAAUUAUACACUUGUUUCUUUCCAGGUGCUCCACCACUCUCCUCCUGAUGAUUUUCUCCAUGACCUUGCAUACUAUACACGUUAGUGAUACAGGUCUGUAGUUUAGUGCCUCAUGUCUGUCUCCCUUUUUAAAAAUUGGGACUACAUUUGCCAUCUUCCAUACCUAGGGGAGUUGCCCAGUUUCAAAUGAUGUGUUGAGGAUCUUUGUUAAUGGUACACACAAUAUCUCUGCUCCCUCUUUAAGGACCCACGGAGAGAUGUUGUCUGGUCCCACCGCCUUUGAGGUGUCAAGUUUGCAUAGCAGCUUCUUCACCUCCUCCUUGGUUAUAUGUACCUCAUCCAGCACUUGCUGGUGCACCCCCCUGCUCUGAUUUCCUGGAGUCCUACUGGUUUCCACUGUAAAUACUUCUUUAAAUCUCGUGUUGAGCUCCUGACAUACCUCCUGGUCGUUUCUUGUGAAUUCCCCAUCACCCUUCCUCAGUCUGAUUACCUGGUCCUUGACUGUUGUUUUCCUCCUGAUAUGGCUGUACAACAGCUUCGGGUCAGUCUUGACUUUCGAUGCUAUGUCAUUUUCGUAUUGCCGCUGAGCCUCCCUUCUUAUCUGUGCAUAUUCGUUUCUGGCUCUUCUGCUAAUCUCUUUAUUUUCCUGAGUUCUCUGUCUUCUGUACCUUUUCCAUUCUCUAGUACACCUAGUUUUUGCCUCCCUACACCUUUGGGUUAACCAAGGACUCGUUCUGUUCUUCCCAUUAUUUCUGUUUCCCUUGGGAACAAACCUCUCCUCUGCCUCCUUGCAUUUUGUUGCGACAUAGUCCAUCAUUUCUUGUACUGGUUUUCCUGUCAGUUCCCUCUCCCACUGAAUGUCUUGAAAGAAGUUCCUCAAGCCUGAGUAGUUUUCCCUUUCGUAGUUUGGUUUUUCCCACCCUAUUCCUGCUGCUCUCUCCACUUGGAGCUCAACUAUGUAGUCGAAGCACAGAACCACAUGAUCACUAGCUCCCAGGGGCCUUUCAUACAUGAUAUUCUCGAUGUCAUAACUACUCAAGGUGAAUACAAGGUCCAGUCUUGCUGGUUCAUCCUCUCCUCUCUCUCUGGUAGUGUCUCUAACAUGUUGAUGCAUGAGGAUUUCCAGUACUACAUCCAUCAUCUUGGCUCUCCAUGUUUCGGGACCUCCAUGGGGCUCCAGGUUUUCCCAGUCAAUCUCCUUGUGAUUGAAAUCACCCAUAACUAGUAACUUUGCUCCCCCCAUGUGUGCUCUCCUGGCCACCUCGGCUAGUGUGUCGACCAUUGCUCUGUUGCUCUCAUCGUAUUCUUCUCUUGGCCUCCUGCAGUUCUGUGGUGGGUUGUACAUUACUGCAAUUAUCACCUUAUGUCCCUCAGACUGGAUUGUUCCUACUAAGUAGUCCCUUUCGCCCGUGCCGUCCAUUUCUUCCAUUUUCUCAAACCCCCACUGGUUUUUAAUGAGCAGUUCAACUCCUCCUCUCCCUCUCCUCCCUCUGUCUUUCCUGAGGAUUUGAUAUCUGGAUGGAAAGAUUGAAUCUGUUAUUAUUCUGGUGAGUUUUGUUUCUGUGAGUGCUAUUAUGUCUGGGGAUGUCUCCUUGAUUCUUUCGUGCCACUCCUCAUACUUAUUUGAUAUUCCAUCUGCAUUUGUAUACCACACCUUCAACUUCUUUUCUAAGAUUGUGGUCUGGGAGGUGUAUUGGGGUUGGGGAAGUGGGUGACCUGAUAAGGAACUAUGGGUGGUUGCUGUGGGGGUGGAGUUUGUAAUGCAGUGGGUGGGGGCAUUGGAUGUGGCAUGGGUGUUUUGGUUUAGAGUGUUUGGUUGCACUGGGGUUGACCUGGUUGGGAGGCUUCUAUAGGAAGUUGUGAGGGAGGCUGUAUUUGAUCUUCCUGGGUCUGGGAUCUCCUGUCUGUCUUCUCCAUCCCCUCUCUUUCCUCCUUUCGCCUUUGUACCAACUCUCUCAGUUUCUGCCUUUCUUCUUGUGUUCUGUCGCAGUUGAGAUACACCUUUCUGUAUGCCUGCAUGUCCCUUAAUCGUGCUUUCUCCUGCAGGAUCCUGUUCUGAGUCGAUUCUGCCUUGAAGGUCACUUUCACUGGCCGGGUUCUUUUUUUUACAAACCCCCUAUUCUCCGAAAAUUUUCCAGCUGGGUCAUGUCGUCUUCUCCUAUUGCUUUCAUGAUGCUUUCAAUUGCUUUUUUUUCCCUUGUUUUCUUGCUUCAUAUGUUUCCCCUUCAACUUCCUGGAGCCCAUACACAAAGACUGACCUCACCCUUUCAUUCUCCCACUGCAUAUCCCUGUGUAUCCCCUCAUUCAAUUUGAUUUCCUCCAUUUCAGCUUUCCUUUCUUCAGUUUCACUAGCUAAUGUACUUGGGCUCAGUGGCCUGUCAUUUUCCCUUCUCGGCUUUCCCUGGGCUCUGCUGUGGUCUGUUAGGGCCUCCACAUAUAGCUUAGCUCUUUCAUUUACUACAGUCUCCACUGAUUGAGCUUCUACAUGCAGUUUUCCUCCUUUCCCUACAGUCCCCUUAUUUGUGACUGAGGUAGCAGUCUCUGUUGUCAAUCCCAAAAUGUUAUUUAGUUCUUUAGGCUGUUUCAGAUUUUUCAGUUCCUCUUCUAAACUCUGUAUCCUGGCCUCUGCUGCUUUGACUUGCACCUCCCACUUCCUGCUUUCCAUGUCUAUCCUCUCUUCCAUUCUCAUGCUAAGUUCUUCUAGUUUCUUUUCCCAUUCAUGUUCCCUUUUUGUGAGCUCUGCUGCCCAAUCUUCCUUUGCAGUUUCCUCCACCUGUCAAUUGGUUUUUCUUGUUGCUCUCUGGCAACCCAUUUUUGUUUUAUCCUGAUUGCCUCAGAGUGGGAAACCUAUGUAAUUCUGUAUGUUAGGUUAGUAUUGUGUCUGUCAGAGUGUGGGGAGGGGGAGGUAGAGGAGGAACUGUGGUUAUGUGGGAGAG
This is a messenger RNA of Cherax quadricarinatus, 7596 nucleotides long. RefSeq names its product syntaxin-1A-like. Lineage: Eukaryota; Metazoa; Arthropoda; Malacostraca; Decapoda; Parastacidae. The record is from RefSeq and is a predicted model, not a curated record. Gene Ontology annotation, cellular component: plasma membrane; synaptic vesicle; endomembrane system. Gene Ontology annotation, molecular function: SNARE binding; SNAP receptor activity. Gene Ontology annotation, biological process: exocytosis; intracellular protein transport; synaptic vesicle fusion to presynaptic active zone membrane.